AUGCCGACCUUCCUCGAUCCGCCCGACAAGCCGGACUUUCCCGCCGAGGAGGUGAAAAUCCUGAAGUACUGGGAGGAGAUAGACGCCUUCCAGGAGUCCCUGCGGCAAUCCGCGGGAAAACCUCCGUACAACUUCUACGACGGCCCCCCUUUCGCCACAGGGAUGCCGCACUAUGGUCACAUCCUGGCAGGCACUAUCAAGGACGUGAUGACUCGCCACGCCCAUCAGCGCGGCUACCACGUGGAGCGGCGCUUCGGCUGGGAUUGCCAUGGCGUGCCCGUCGAGGGCAUCAUCGACGCCAAACUGAACAUCAAGGGGCGUGCUGACGUCCUCGAGAUGGGCAUCGGCAAGUACAACGAGGAGUGCAGAUCUAUCGUGCAGAUGUACGUGAACGAGUGGCGCACGAUAGUCACCCGCUAUGGGCGUUGGAUCGACUUCGACAACGAUUGGAGAGACGAUGCAGCCUUCCUAUAUGGAAAGCCUGUGGUGGAUAUUCAAGGAGUUGUUUGA
Messenger RNA from Prorocentrum cordatum, 510 nucleotides. NCBI's taxonomy places the organism in Eukaryota, Dinophyceae, Prorocentrales, Prorocentraceae. The record is from the annotation of a GenBank genome assembly.